Oncorhynchus tshawytscha (Chinook salmon) is the source of this 1467-nucleotide messenger RNA. RefSeq names its product ras-related protein Rab-39B-like. The coding region runs from base 460 to 1101 and encodes 213 amino acids. NCBI's taxonomy places the organism in Eukaryota, Metazoa, Chordata, Actinopteri, Salmoniformes, Salmonidae. Gene Ontology annotation, molecular function: GTPase activity; GTP binding. Gene Ontology annotation, biological process: Rab protein signal transduction. The record is from RefSeq and is a predicted model, not a curated record. The transcript has 3 exons. Gene Ontology annotation, cellular component: Golgi membrane.
GAUCUUCAUAGGACUCCAUUUAAAUGCCCAUUUGUAGUGCCCCUACAGAUUUUUACUGCGUUGAUGUCUGAGUUCUUACGGUAAUGGUGCUGAUGAGGAGUGAGUAAUGCUAUGUGAUGCUGUUACUGCCAUUUCAUCAGCGGAUUUUCACAAACAUCUCCAUCUUUAAACAUGAAAUUGCUAUGAAAUUAAACCAUCGACAAGUUGUAAGGACGGCCGUUAGCCAAUUUUACAUCAAACUCGCCAUCACAGUAACAGUUCCCUGUGUAGAAUAAAAUAAUACAAAAGGAUACUAGGACAAGGCCUAUUUGCGUAUCACUGCUUGGGGUAAAACAGUGUUUGACUAGGCCUCCUGAGAUCACUGUUUCAGAGAGCAUCUUCGAUAUACGAGAUUUCUCAAGAACAUGGGAUUUGCUAUUUCCAGCCGUUGAUCGCUCAUCUAACAAGAUUCUAUGAGAGAUGGAAGCGAUAUGGCUGUACCAGUUUCGACUCAUCGUCAUUGGGGACUCGACAGUAGGAAAGUCGUGCCUGAUCCGGCGAUUCACAGAGGGACGCUUUGCGCAUGUGUCCGACCCCACAGUCGGUGUAGACUUCUUCUCACGCCUAGUGGAGAUAGAACCAGGCAAACGCAUUAAACUUCAAAUCUGGGACACAGCCGGACAAGAGCGAUUCAGGUCUAUUACCAGGGCUUAUUACCGUAACUCUGUUGGGGGGCUGCUGCUGUUCGACAUCACCAACCGUCGCUCCUUCCAGAAUGUGCAUGAGUGGCUGGAGGAGGCCCGGAGUCACGUCCAGCCUCACAGCAUCGUCUUUCUGUUGGUGGGCCACAAGUGCGACCUGGAGCCCCAGAGGCAGGUGAGCCAGCAAGAGGCGGAGAAGCUGGCAGGUACCUAUGGUAUGCGCUACGUGGAGACAUCGGCUCGUGACGCCAUCAACGUGGAAAAGGCCUUCACUGAGCUAACGCGGGACAUCUUUGAGCUCGUGAAGAGCGGUGACAUCAACAUCCAGGAGGGUUGGGAGGGGGUGAAGAGUGGCUUGGUGCCCAACGUGGUGCACUCCUCAGAAGAGGUCACCAAGAGCGGCCGGCGGUGCCUCUGCUGAAUAGCCUGUCUGUCUAGUUGGCUUCACUCAACCCAGCCCAUGCAGUCCUGUUACAUUAUGUCCCACUAGCUCGCAAUCUUGUCACAUAUAUAUAUAUAUCUCUCUCACUCCCAUUCUGACUACUGGAAGGCCAUUCCCACUCUAGUCUACCACUGAAUAAAACAUGAAUACAGCUACUUUCCACAGUAACCUUCCUGGCGUCUGUCUUACCUGUUACAGGCACUUGAAAGACAAGAAAUGGCCUGUUUUAUGAUUUCAUUGUCCUCCCUGUAUUUAUGCUUCAUCUUGUGCCCCACAGAAGGAACUCACCUCAAACUUUACACGUCUGUUCUGUGUUCUGGAGUCUGGAGAACUCACACAACUAUC